AGUCUAUUAUUAUUAAGAGUAGGCCAAUAUUAUGAGAAAUACUACGCGGCUCGUGCCAGUCCCAUAUCUGACAUAAUAGACCAUCGGAGUCUUGUAUCCCUUACAUAAAUGGAUCAGUGCACAUGCAUUGGAAGACUGGGUUGUGCCAUAAAUAGCCCUGUAGAAAACCACCUGUGUAUUUUUAAAUCCUUUCAUAUCCAGCUAGUUCUAUUUUACAACGUACCAUGUCUUUGGCAACCGCUAUCGAGGAGAAAAUUGCUUCAAAGAAGGUAAUUAUGUAUUCGAAGACCACUUGUCCGUAUUGUCUGAAAGCAAAAAAGGUGUUUUCUAAGUUUAUAACGGAAGGGACUCUGAAAAAGGGGGACUAUGAAGUUAUCGAGAUAGACAGAGAUCCCAAAUGCACUGCUAUCCAAACUUGCAUGUUGAAGAAAACAGGAGCGAGAACUGUACCCCGGGUUUUCAUUAACGGGAAAUUUUUUGGAGGAGGAGACGAAACGGUCCAGAUGGCUUCCAAUGGCAAACUGAAAAAGCUUUUGAAUGAGGGAUGUUAAAGGACAAUAUUAUCUGGAUAAUGAUUGCUGAAGAGCUUUAGAAAUCUAGUAUUUAUUUUAUUUAUUAUGACAAUCAGAACUCUAAGCAAUAAUGAAUUUGAUAUUAAUAUAUGUAUUUGUAAAUGAUUAAAUGCGAUUAAAAGACGUUAAAAUAAA
Ostrea edulis (European flat oyster) is the source of this 707-nucleotide messenger RNA. RefSeq names its product glutaredoxin-like. Gene Ontology annotation, cellular component: cytoplasm. The coding region runs from base 225 to 551 and encodes 108 amino acids. Gene Ontology annotation, biological process: cellular response to oxidative stress. Lineage: Eukaryota; Metazoa; Mollusca; Bivalvia; Ostreida; Ostreidae. The record is from RefSeq and is a predicted model, not a curated record. The transcript has 2 exons. Gene Ontology annotation, molecular function: glutathione disulfide oxidoreductase activity.